Malaclemys terrapin pileata is the source of this 3067-nucleotide messenger RNA. RefSeq names its product dynein cytoplasmic 1 intermediate chain 1 (gene DYNC1I1). The record is from RefSeq and is a predicted model, not a curated record. The transcript has 17 exons. Lineage: Eukaryota; Metazoa; Chordata; Testudines; Emydidae. Gene Ontology annotation, biological process: transport along microtubule. Gene Ontology annotation, cellular component: cytoplasmic dynein complex. Gene Ontology annotation, molecular function: dynein heavy chain binding; dynein light chain binding. The coding region runs from base 376 to 2262 and encodes 628 amino acids.
AUAACUACCCCCUCAGGGAGUGUCUCGCGGGGGAGGGGCUGUCUCUCUCCGCCUCUCUCGCUGAAGAUGCGCGGGGCUGGGCUGCAGAGAGGCGGGGAGAUGUCAGCGCCAGGGGCGAGGAGGAGGAGGGAAGCGGCUGUGCCCGGGAGGAGCCUGGCCAGCGUGAGGCAGCACAUUCUCCCAGCCGCAGGAGCAGCGAACCUGCUGCAGUAAGGGGCACCACAACAAAUCGCAGCAGCAGCAGCCAUUUGGGAUUCAGCCUGUGAACGCCGUGCUCUGUCCACCGCCUUCCUCCCUGCUGCCCGGGGCCGGGGGAGGGCCGCACACAGCCGGAAGCCCAUUCGACAGCUGGCGGGGAGCACAGCAAGAGUCAAAAUGUCAGACAAAAGUGAUUUAAAAGCUGAGCUCGAGCGCAAAAAGCAGCGCCUAGCACAAAUAAGAGAGGAGAAGAAACGGAAGGAAGAAGAAAGGAAAAAGAAAGAGGCUGAUCAGCAGCAAAAGAAAGAGCCAGUUCAGGAAGAUUCGGAUCUAGAUCGCAAAAGAAGAGAGACAGAGGCUUUAUUACAGAGCAUUGGUAUAUCCCCAGAACCACCUCUAGUCCCAACCCCUAUGUCUCCCUCUUCGAAAUCAGUGAGCACCCCGAGUGAAGCUGGCAGCCAGGAUUCAGGAGAUCUGGGACCAAUAGGAAGGACCCUGCAGUGGGACACAGACCCCUCAGUGCUGCAGCUCCAGUCUGACUCUGAACUUGGACGCAGACUUCACAAGCUAGGUGUGUCAAAGAUUACCCAGGUUGAUUUCUUACCACGGGAAGUGGUGUCCUACUCCAAGGAGACACAGACACCUCUUGCUACACAUCAGUCUGAAGAGGAUGAAGACGAUGAUGAGAUUGUGGAACCCAAAGCACGGAAUGACUCAGAGAUGGAAAAUCAAGAACAGAAACACGAGGUGAAAGAAGCUCCUCCUAGAGAAUUGACAGAGGAAGAAAAACAACAGAUUCUCCAUUCAGAAGAAUUCCUGAUAUUUUUCGACCGAACAAUACGUGUAAUUGAGCGAGCUUUGGCUGAAGAUUCAGACAUAUUCUUUGACUACAGUGGCAGAGAUGUAGAAGAGAAAGAUGGAGAUGUUCAAGCCGGAGCCAACCUUUCCUUUAAUCGUCAGUUCUAUGAUGAGCAUUGGUCAAAGCAUCGCGUUGUCACCUGUAUGGAUUGGUCUCUUCAGUACCCUGAAUUGAUGGUUGCUUCUUAUAACAAUAACGAAGAUGCUCCACAUGAGCCAGAUGGGGUGGCCUUAGUUUGGAACAUGAAGUUUAAGAAAACCACACCAGAAUAUGUUUUCCAUUGUCAGUCCUCUGUGAUGUCUGUCUGCUUUGCACGUUUUCACCCCAACCUGGUUGUUGGUGGAACAUACUCUGGCCAAAUUGUCCUGUGGGAUAAUCGCAGUCACAGGAGGACUCCAGUUCAGCGUACACCCCUUUCAGCUGCUGCUCACACGCAUCCCGUAUACUGUGUAAAUGUAGUUGGAACACAGAAUGCGCACAAUCUCAUUACAGUUUCUACAGAUGGCAAAAUGUGCUCCUGGAGCCUGGAUAUGCUCUCAACACCACAGGAGAGCAUGGAGCUGUCCUACAAUAAAUCCAAGCCGGUGGCAGUUACAGGAAUGGCUUUCCCAACAGGAGACGUCAACAACUUUGUGGUUGGCAGCGAGGAGGGUACCGUCUACACAGCUUGUCGUCAUGGAAGUAAAGCAGGAAUUGGUGAAAUCUUUGAAGGCCACCAAGGACCUGUCACGGGGAUCAAUUGCCACAUGGCAGUGGGCCCAAUCGACUUUUCCCAUCUUUUUGUCACAUCAUCAUUUGACUGGACAGUCAAGUUGUGGACCACAAAGCACAACAAGCCGCUCUACUCCUUUGAAGACAAUGCAGACUAUGUCUACGAUGUCAUGUGGUCACCAGUGCAUCCCGCGCUCUUUGCCUGUGUGGACGGGAUGGGGCGCUUGGAUCUGUGGAACCUGAAUAAUGACACCGAGGUUCCAACAGCCAGUGUGACAAUAGAAGGAGCUUCUGCCCUCAAUCGUGUCCGUUGGGCACAGGCUGGGAAAGAGGUAGCAGUUGGAGAUUCAGAAGGCCGCAUCUGGAUCUAUGAUGUUGGAGAGCUCGCUGUUCCACACAAUGACGAAUGGACCCGUUUUGCUCGGACACUGGUUGAAAUCCGUGCCAACAGAGCGGACAGUGAAGAGGAAGGGACUGUAGAAUUGUCUGCCUAGAGAAAAGGAGGUUGCCACUGUUUGUCUAGCGCAGCAUCUAUUCCCUGUUGAGUAUGCCAGUUUUCGGUGUCAAAUCAGUAUCGCUGUGGCUUUUGAUGCCAGUGUCCCUGCCAGCAUUGCUUAGAGAGCUCCAUGUUAAUCACACUGCGCUUUAUACAAGGCUGAGAAUCUCCAGAGCUGUUCUAUACUUUAUAUUUCUGUCUGAAACGUAAGAAAGAAAAGACAAAUCAAACCUUUAUGGGUUUAGCUGUUGCCUUUUAACUACUUAGUAGCUUUAUUUAAUAGCUAGAAACCAUGGUUAAACUUGUGCUCACAUGCACUUCUGGCAUAGUCCUAUUAAAUCCAUAUGAAGCCAGAUAUGAUUAUGUGCAGAUGUGGUGUGCUUCAUGAUAUGGGACUGGGCCAAAGACUUUAGAUGUGGUGUUUCACAUGGUGACUUACAUUAUGAAUGGAUGUACUAUACAAAAGUUGCUGCUCCUUAUUUAUUGCGGUGUGCUGCAUGGAACAUAUUUAUUUGAAAGCAUUAAAAUAAAUGAUCCUAAAGCAUGUGCAUAAUGAGAGCACUGCAUUGUCUCUGUGCUGCUGUAGAGGCUACAUUACCAUUCAAAUACUAAAGAUGUAAAAUCUAUAAAUAUUUGUUUGAGUGGAUGGAAUGAUUUUUUAAAAAUGCCUAUUACUUCUAGGCACUUUAACAAUAUUUCACGUACAGUUGGUCGUUGAUACUUGUCAUGGUAACACUAACAGGCUGACAAAGAAUUGUGGUUCCUGAGUAUGACACCAAUAUUGCCAAUAAACUUAUUCUGGA